AUGAGUCGUGAAGAAUAUCCCAAAGAAAUUCAAGAAGCGCUCGAUCGCUUCCAACGCGAUUUUAAGAAAGUUGGAUAUGCUUGCGCACACGGGGAGAUAUAUAUUAAUAAUAUGAUUUCAGAAUAUGGCUGGGAGACCGUAAAUGAAGAGGGCGAAUGGGUUAAUGGAAAAGGAAAAGAUGGAGGAUGGAAAACAUACUCCAAGCGUAUGUGGUUCAAUUUGCCAGGGAAAGGGUUGUACUCUCAAGAAGAGAUCAAGUUGAUGUUCCCACACUAG
Molecule: messenger RNA, 276 nt
Organism: Fusarium redolens
Lineage: Eukaryota; Fungi; Ascomycota; Sordariomycetes; Hypocreales; Nectriaceae
Exons: 2
Coding region: 1-276 (91 amino acids)
Source: RefSeq, a predicted model, not a curated record